Prunus persica (peach) is the source of this 598-nucleotide messenger RNA. RefSeq names its product mitochondrial import receptor subunit TOM6 homolog. The record is from RefSeq and is a predicted model, not a curated record. The transcript has 2 exons. NCBI's taxonomy places the organism in Eukaryota, Viridiplantae, Streptophyta, Magnoliopsida, Rosales, Rosaceae. The coding region runs from base 128 to 292 and encodes 54 amino acids. Gene Ontology annotation, cellular component: mitochondrial outer membrane translocase complex.
AGCCGACAAACCCCAAAAUACAAAAUCGCAGAGCAAGAGCAACACAGCUAGGGUUUUAGGUUUCUCAACGUCAGGCUCUGUUUCGCAUAAAUUUUGUAGGACGAGAAAGAGCUUCAGAUAAAUCAAAAUGUUUCCGGGAAUGUUCAUGAAGAAGCCAGACAAGGCAGAGGCUCUGAAGCAGCUGCGAAGCCAUGUGGCCAUGUUUGGGGCUUGGGUCGUUGCGAUCCGGGCCGCCCCCUACGUUCUUCACUUCCUCUGCGGUGAAAAGGAUGAGCUCAAGCUUGAAUUUUGAUACCCAUCUCAUUAUAUGAGCAAGGCUUUGGGAGCGGAGGAGUUCAUCUCAGAUGAAGAAGAGUUAUUUAGAGCUUCUAUUUAGUUUAUUUUUGACUUUCUUGGAAAAAUGUAUGACCUUGCAUUAAUAUGUUAUGAUGCUAUAGGCCUUCAUAUUAUUGGAUAAGAGAUGACUUCUGUUCAUUUUAAUGAGUUCAUUAUGGUUUGAUAGGCAAUAGCGUCCCAUCAAAUGCACUUUUGUCUUAGUAUUGGUACCAUAAGACACUCGAUUUUAAUGCAAGGGUGACUACCCUACCAUUAUAAUUUA